UAGUUUACAUGUUCAAAGGGAGAGAGACCAGAGAGAAAAGAAGAGAUUGAAACAAAUGUCAAUACUCCAGAUCUAGGGUUUCCACCUCCAUGAAACUGUGACUCUUCUCCGUGUUGGUUUUUGCAUGCCAAAAUCGAUGUUUCUUUUCUUCUAAACAACAGUUUUCUCUCUGUCCUGCCUUGGAAGUAAAAGGAAGAGAGAAGGUAGAUGAUUGAGUUCAUUUAUUUCUAAACUACCAGCAGAUAAAUCCAAGGCAGCAAUCUCCUAUUUCAUCUCCAUCUAUAAGUUUAAGCUUUGGAGGGUUUAUUAGAAAAAGGGCUUGAAAGAUGGAAGGAAGUGGGGGCAGUGAAUGUUCUAAAACAACACCCUCUAACGAAAUUCAAGAUGAGAGUGCUGAGAGUGAAGAGAUCGACGGUGAAAGUAAGGCAAGAAAUGGUGGAAGCUCAAGCAAUAGUACGGUUGAAGAGAAUGAGAAGAAGCCGCUGUCGGUUAGGCCUUAUGUUAGGUCCAAGCUGCCGAGGCUUCGGUGGACGCCUGAUCUUCAUCUUCGUUUUGUUCAUGCUGUGGAAAGACUUGGUGGACAAGAGAGAGCUACACCAAAGUUGGUUCUUCAGCUGAUGAAUAUCAAAGGACUCAGUAUUGCUCAUGUCAAGAGCCAUUUACAGAUGUAUAGAAGCAAGAAGAUUGAUGAUCCAGAUCAUAGGCAUCUUGUGGAAAGUGGAGAUCGCAAUAUUUAUAAUCUCAGCCAACUUCCUAUGCUACAAGGAUAUAACCAAAGCCAUAGUUCUAGUUUCAGAUAUGGAGAUGCUGCAGCUUGGAGUGCUCGUGAAUAUUUGCUGCGUGGUCCUUGUAUGAACCGGAGUGUAAUUGAUGAAACCAGACCAAGAUCAUAUGGCACUGUGGCUGAAAAGAUCUAUGAUAGCAACAAUAGCCAUUGGGCUAACUGUAAUUUCCGUAUCGGUUCUUCAUCUUAUGGGGCAAAUUCUAUUUGGAAAAUACAUGAAUUUAAAGAAGAAUUUCAAUCAUCUCACAAACAUGACAUCUUGCAAUAUCCUCAAUCGAGAAUUCGCCAGAUUGAACCUUACCCCGUAACCCAACAGCUACAAGCGAAACUAGAAGAACACAUGAGUUGGAAUAGAACUGCGCCUUCAGAUUUGAACUCAGCCAGUAAUUAUGCACAAGAUUGUAACAAGUCUACCAUGAAAAGAAAGGCUUUGGACUGCAGCCUUGAUUUGGAUCUAUCUCUAAGGCUAAAACCCAGUGAUGAUCAUGAACAUCAUCAGAGCGAAGUUGACAGUAAGUUAUCUUUAUCUUUGUACUCACCAUCAUCAUCUUCAAAGAAUGGCAGGUUGAAGGAAGAACAAGAUGAUAAUAAGAGGCAUGCUACAAGGGCAAGUACUCUGGAUCUGACUAUAUGAAUGAGAAAAUUCUAAGUGAGAUCUUGAGGUACUUAUCCAAGAAGAAGCAUUAUUAAUUCUAUGAAUAUUAAUAUUAUGUAUUGUACCAUUAUACAAGUUAAUUCCAUCUUAUUAUUUCUUCACCA
Molecule: messenger RNA, 1543 nt
Organism: Mangifera indica (mango)
Lineage: Eukaryota; Viridiplantae; Streptophyta; Magnoliopsida; Sapindales; Anacardiaceae
Exons: 5
Coding region: 327-1418 (363 amino acids)
Molecular function (GO): DNA binding; DNA-binding transcription factor activity
Source: RefSeq, a predicted model, not a curated record